Molecule: messenger RNA, 2373 nt
Organism: Leptosomus discolor (cuckoo roller)
Lineage: Eukaryota; Metazoa; Chordata; Aves; Leptosomiformes; Leptosomidae
Source: RefSeq, a predicted model, not a curated record
AUGAACACCCGGCAGCAAAGCAAAAUUGUCUACUCCUGGUGUGGAAAACCUAUGAGCUCAGACAGAAAACUGAGGACUUUCCAGUACAAGGGAAUCCUUAUUACAUCAGAAAGGAGCAGAACAGAAAACUGUAUACAACUUGGCGACUUUAUUUUAGUAGAAGGGGAGAAUGCAGACCAGCCUUUUGUGGCACAACUCCUUGAUUUAUAUGAAGAUGGUGCUCAGCAGAAACAUGCAGUUGUGCAGUGGUUCUCUCAUAUUACAGAGAUACCUCAGAAUAAACGGAAACUGCUUAAAAGAGAGGUUUCUCCCCAGGAGGUGUUUUUUGAUCAAGUUCCUGGCUAUGACACUGACAUAGCUGUGGAGACCAUUAUUAAAAGGGUCAUGGUAAUGCCACUACAUCUGGGGGAGGAGCUACCUAUUACAUUAAACAAGGAACAAAAUUUCUAUGUAAAACAGUCCUGGGAUGGGAAAUGCUUUAAGGCUUUGUCCCCUGACACAUUCUCUAAGCUGAAAGAAGCUAACAAGAAAGGAGGUGGCAUCCCAAACUCUUCAAACUCGUUUAUUCCUUUGGACAUCAUUUCUCCCCUGAAAAAAGAGACAGAGUGUGUUCUCUGGAGUGCCACAAAACCAAAAAAUGUUGAGUUGGAAAUAGAAUCAAAACAUUCUGCUUCCAAGUCCUCACUCGCUAAGGAGAGACAUUCACAAAGAGUGGCUAAUGGCAUAAAAACUCCAACAGCAAGGAAGAAGUUACAGUUAAACAGUCCCACAAGAUCUCCUAAAGGCAGGCUCCUGGGAUCUGAAGUUUUGGAACUUUUGGAUGAUGACUGUGAUGCUGUAACACCGUUAGAACCAUCAGCUACUAAAAGAAAAGUGAAAUUCACUGGUGUUUUAGGCUCACCACCAAAAAUACCUUGUGCCAACGAUAAGUCAAAGUCAAUGUUUGAUACUGUAGAGCACUGGCUUGGUGAUACAACACGAUUACUCCCUUAUAGUAAAGUCAAAGACUCCAGUGAGAAAGCCAAGAACCUUAAUACGACACGUGACGUAUCUUUAGUUGGACAUCAGGAACUGGGUAGUCAGAGUCCUGUAUUGACCCCUCGUUCCCGUAGAAUAUGUGCACAGGAAACAAGCGCUCGUAUUACAGAGCAAAUCAGCAUAUUAAAUGCACUAGAAUUGAACCAAGAAGAGGAUUUUCUGUCUAGCUCAGACAGUUCUUACUCUUCAAGUGGUGAGGAAGAGGAGAAUGAUGUGCUUUGCACACCGGAAAAGAAAACUAAAUCAAGCAGAGCAUUCAGCACCCCAAAAUCUUCAAGGAAGUCUUCAGUUCACACACCUGCUAAGACCCUAAAGAAAACUCCAUUACCAGGAACACCCAAGACACCCCGGAAUGCAACUCCUGAAAUUCCCAGGCGCAGCCAUGCAGCACAGAAACCAGGCAGUUUACUAGAAGAAGCCAGAUUAAGGUUGCAUGUUUCUGCUAUCCCAGAAUCUCUGCCUUGUCGUGAGGAAGAAUUCCAGGAUAUCUAUAACUUUGUGGAAAGCAAAGUUAUUGAUGGUACAGGAGGGUGCAUGUACAUUUCUGGAGUGCCUGGAACAGGUAAAACUGCAACUGUUCAUGAAGUAAUUCGCUGUCUUCAGCAAGCUGCAGAAAAUGAUGACCUACCAUCAUUCCAGUUUGUAGAGAUCAAUGGCAUGAAGCUGACUGACCCUCACCAAGCUUACGUGCAGAUACUAGAGUUACUGACAGGUCAGAAGGUGACAGCAACCCAUGCUGCGGUACUGUUGGCAAAACUGUUCAAUACACCUGGACCAAAGAGAAAGACCACAGUGCUGAUAGUGGAUGAGCUUGAUCUUCUGUGGACCCGGAAACAGAAUGUAAUGUACAAUUUAUUUGACUGGCCAACUCAAAAGCACUCCAAGCUAGUAAUCUUGGCCAUUGCUAACACCAUGGACUUGCCGGAGAGAAUAAUGAUGAACAGAGUAGCUAGCAGGCUGGGCCUCACCAGAAUGUCCUUCCAACCCUACACCUACAAACAGUUACAGCAAAUUAUUUCAUCCAGACUGAACAACAUGAAGGCAUUUGAAGAGGAUGCAAUUCAGCUGGUUUCCAGGAAGGUCGCAGCACUGUCUGGUGAUGCAAGGCGUUGCCUUGAUAUCUGCAGAAGGGCCACUGAGAUCUGCGAGUUUUCUAGCCAAAAGAGAACCUCUGAAAUUGUCAGGAUGGCCCAUGUAACAGAAGCCAUAGAAGAAAUGUUUUCAUCUCCAUAUAUAAAUGCAAUCAGGNNUGCCUCAUUGCAUGAACAAAUCUUUUUGAAAGCAAUUUUAGCAGAGUUUCGCAGGGCAGGAGUUGAGGAGGCAACAGUUCAACAG